AUGGGUACCUCCUGUGCAUCCGCCUACAUCACCACCUACGCCAGGGUGCAUGCUCGCUGCGCAGGCAGUUGCGUUGCUUCAGGUGUGGCCAGCAUGGGCAUGAAGGCUCAAGUGUGGUGGAUCACAAACACCGGCUUCGACGGCCCAAAACGGGGCGGAGCCAGGAUUUUUGACAGCAGGCGCCGUGAAUCCAGGCGUCGUGGGGAGGAGCUCUUCCGUCAUAACGUUAACGAGUUCGAGUUCUGCGUGCACAAUCUGGUUGCCGCACCGGGGUCAAGGCAGAAGAGGAUUCAGCGUGGCCGCGGCAAGUAUGGGCACCACGGACGAACUUGCGGUUACGGUACCACCAAGAACGGUGCUCACAAGCGCGGACGCCGCACGCUGAACCCUGGCUACGAGGGGAAUCAGAAGCCACUUCACCUGAAGACACCAAAGCUCACUCAGGAGCAACGGGACUCCAUGAAAGCCGACCCCUUCACAUGGGUGCCGCUGAAAGUGUUGAACCUCUGCGAAGAUGGGGAUGAGGUUGAUUACAUGGAUCUCAAGGUCCGAGGUCUUCCCGUGCCAUCACGACGCAGGUUUGACAGGGCAGGAAGCUCAGACUCACGAUGA
This is a messenger RNA of Effrenium voratum, 612 nucleotides long. Lineage: Eukaryota; Dinophyceae; Suessiales; Symbiodiniaceae. The record is from the annotation of a GenBank genome assembly.